AUUCCCUUGCGGAAGUCUCUAUAAAUAUGCGUGUUGAACAAUACUCAAACAGAAAGUGCUGGCCAGUGCUUAAGUAGUUUUUGGAAACAAGAAUUGCUAGCUGUAGAGAGAGAGAUUGAGGGAGUUUUGUGAUAUUAAGGUGAUAUAUAUAAUGGAGUGGAGAAAGUGUUAUUUGGAUGCUGUGCUUGUGCCUCUAGCGCUUCUUGUGUCGGUGAGUUAUCAUGUUUGGUUGUGGCACAGAGUGAGGACUCAGCCUCUGUCUACCGUUGUUGGGACUAAUGCUAGAGGCCGUCGCUUGUGGGUUUUUGCUAUGAUAAAGGACAAUGACAAGAAAAAUAUACUAGCAGUCCAAACUCUCCGUAACACCAUCAUGGGAUCAACCCUGAUGGCCACAACCUCAAUCCUCCUCUGCUCCGGCCUGGCGGCCGUCAUAAGCAGCACGUACAGCGUUAAAAAACCGCUGAACGACACCAUUUACGGGGGCCACGGAGAGUUCAUGGUGGCCCUAAAAUACGUCUCACUCCUAGUCUUCUUCCUGUUCUCCUUCAUGUGCCACUCCCUCUCCAUCAGGUUCAUAAACCAGGUAAAUUUCCUGAUCAACACGCCACAGGACGACGCCAUGGCCUCCGUGGUCACUCCCGAGUACAUUUCGGAGCUUCUCGAGAAAGGUUUCACGUUGAAUAUGGUGGGAAACCGGCUGUUCUAUUCAGCAUUGCCGGUUUUGCUGUGGAUAUUCGGUCCGGUUCUUGUGUUUUUGUGUUCUGUGUGCUUGGUCCCGGUGCUUUACAAUCUUGAUGUUGUGUUUGUUAAGGAAAAAGGCAAGGGAGGGGAUUGCCUUUGUGUGUAAAGAAGUCUAGAAUAAUUUAUGCUAAUAAAUUUAAUGAAAUUAGCGAUGGCUUUUUUUAUUUGUCAA
Daucus carota subsp. sativus is the source of this 913-nucleotide messenger RNA. RefSeq lists its product as uncharacterized. Lineage: Eukaryota; Viridiplantae; Streptophyta; Magnoliopsida; Apiales; Apiaceae. The record is from RefSeq and is a predicted model, not a curated record. The coding region runs from base 152 to 847 and encodes 231 amino acids. The transcript is spliced from 2 exons.